AUGGAACUCCUCCCAUUCUACAGCCUCGACCACCCUCCCCCACCCUUCCAGAACAAAGGCAUCUACCUCAACCUGUCAACUUUUCCAUCGAAUGUAACUGGUCUGACGGUUAUCAUGACCGGAGCCAAUGGCAUCAGCGGGUUUCACACUCUCAAGGUCCUCUUCGAUGCACCGCAGCAAUGGAAGAAGCCACAUCAGCCCCGCCGUCUACGCCGCUGCGCCGUGCAGGUCCACCUUCGGGAGACCGCUCGAGUUCCGGGGCACGCUGGCCGCCUGGCUCAGGGACCGGACCACGCGAACUCGUACGCUCAACUUACCGGCUACUUGUCCGAGUCGGCCGUCCUGAAGGAGCGCUGCGGGGAUCAGGCCGUCCGCUCGAGCGACCAGGACCAUUCAGCAACGUGGUGUUCCGGCCUGAGCUUGCUCGGUGGUUCGGCCUUUCGAAAAUUGGACCCUGAGGGCCAAUUCAUGUCCACGGGCUACGCUGUGCGGCCUGACGCCUACGGCCGCCUCAGUCCGAAGAAAACCCGCUCAAUGGGCUGGAACGGAUUCUUCGAUACGGCGGAGGGCAUUUUUGCGACGUACAUCGAGUUCAGAAAGCUUGAUACGGGGAUAGUAGUUGUGGAGUUCGCCGAGGUCGAAGGGGCGAAGGACGAUGUGGAGGACGGGGUCGUCGAAGCACUAGAGGUUCCCGAAGUCGUUGUAGCGGAACUCGUGGAGGACGAGAUCGAGAUGAUAAUGGAGGAGGUGGAAGAGGGGGAUGAAGAUGAGGAUGAAGAUGAAGACGAGGAUAGAGAGGAGCUCACGGUUGAUGAGCUUCCAGGCGUGCUGGUGGAGGAACUACCCAAGCUGGUCGUUGAAGAGCUUCCCAGGCUACUGGUCGACGAGCUGGUGUUGCUCGUAGACGUGGGGCUUGGUGUCGUGGUAGUGGAACUCGACAACGACGAUGCGGUCGAGGUAGUGCUGGUGCUGGUGCUGGUGCUGGUGCUAUGGCUAGAUGUCGUGCUGCUGCUGGUUGCCGUGGAGGAGGAGCUCGAGCUGGAUGUGGUGGGCGAAGUGGUGGUUCCUGCGCUAGAGCUCGAAGUGCUUGAAGUUGACGAAGUAAGGCUGUUGGUGCUUGAUGAAGCCGUGUCGGUGCUUGAGGACGAGGAGGUUGUGGUUGUUGGUGCGUUGGUAGACGAGGAUGAAGCCGAAGAGGAUGUUGUCAGUGUUGAGGAAGUGGAGGCAUCAGUCGAAGUGGAAGAAGUAGAAGAAUCGGUGGACUUAGAGGAAGUGGAUGAAUCGGUGGACGCAGAGGAAGUGGAAGAACCAGUGGAUGUAGAGGAAGUGGAUGAAUCAGUGGAAGUAGAAGAAGUAGAAGAGUCGGUGGACGUAGAAGUAGAAGAAUCAGUUGAAGACGAUGAUGAAGAAGAAGACGACGUGGAAGAAGACGACGUGGAAGAAGAAGUCGUUGAAGAAGUCGUCGUUGUAGGAAAGAUAAAGGUCGGCAUCUUGGCAAGGCUGCUACAAAACUCAGCAGAAAGAGAUGGGGGGUGUUGUAUGCAGCAGGAGCUUUACCAGGGGUCUAUGAAUGUCUAG
Messenger RNA from Colletotrichum orchidophilum, 1578 nucleotides. Its product is annotated as NAD dependent epimerase/dehydratase. NCBI's taxonomy places the organism in Eukaryota, Fungi, Ascomycota, Sordariomycetes, Glomerellales, Glomerellaceae. The coding region runs from base 1 to 1578 and encodes 525 amino acids. The record is from RefSeq and is a predicted model, not a curated record. The transcript has 6 exons.